This is a messenger RNA of Doryrhamphus excisus (bluestripe pipefish), 3367 nucleotides long. It is a transcript of the gene tesk2, whose product is annotated as testis associated actin remodelling kinase 2. The record is from RefSeq and is a predicted model, not a curated record. Lineage: Eukaryota; Metazoa; Chordata; Actinopteri; Syngnathiformes; Syngnathidae. Gene Ontology annotation, cellular component: nucleus; cytoplasm. Gene Ontology annotation, molecular function: ATP binding; protein serine/threonine kinase activity. Gene Ontology annotation, biological process: protein phosphorylation; actin cytoskeleton organization.
GCUAUCUCCAACACGGCCGCCUGGGCCAGCGUGUCCAUGAUGGAGGCUAGCUUGCUCUGGAAAGCCGCACCGUGAGCCAUGCAGGGCCCCUGUUGCGUUGACAUGGCUGACGGUAAAGUAUGCUUCAAGGGCAGAUGAAGGCGUGUCUCACGAUUGGCCACGCGGUCCGUCAAUCUACAGUAGGCGGGGCCCGUGGCCGAGACGCACAGGGGAAACGGCAAGAGCUGUCAAACGGCAACAAUCGCCUCUGAAUUAUCACCGCAGGCGGAGAAAAACACCCGACAUGCCUCGACAGGAGAAUGUCGACGAAUGAAGCUUCGGGACUGUUUUUGUACGCCGUUUUAGCCGAAUAUGGACAAAACUCACUGUGUGGCGUUGGGCUAACGUCUAUUAGCUUGAGUUUUGUUGACAAACUAGCCUAGUCAAGCUCCCCAAGCUAGCUAGCUAAGUAAACGUCGGUUAAACAAGUUAUUGGAGUGAUUUAGCUACUCAGCACCCCCCCCACGCACAAACGCCUUUUUAUUAUUUUUAUUUUCUGAAGGUGGAAAAACGGAAUACCCAGCAUGAACUGAUGUAGCCGAGUCUAAGCAGGAUUGCACCGGCUCACAACCUCCAACCAACAUGUGAGAGCCCCCCUUCCACACAUGCUUCCUGCCGGACCUGCACCCUCCCGCUGAGCCCUCCACCUUUCUGCCCCAACCCUGUGCUCUUGUCAUGUGGACAAUAACAUACAGAAAAAGACUCCUGCUACCCUCACUGGUGUCGCCAUCUUUCUUGCCAUCCUCAUCAACGCCAUGGAGCGGAAUAAACGAAACUCCAUCGCUGGGUUCCCCACGCGGCCUGAACGCUUUGCUGAGGAUAGAGACAGCCUUGGCGGCGUAGGUGUGUGUGAGAUGGGCAUGGGGCAGCCAUCACAGGUGGGCAGGGUGUGCCCGUCCUCCUACCGAGCCCUCAUCAGUGCCUUCUCCUGCCUUACGCGCCUGGACGACUUCACCUGCGAGUGGAUCGGCUCAGGCUUCUUCUCUGACGUCUACAAGGUGUGUCACAGAGCGUCGGAUCAGGUGAUGGCACUCAAGAUGAACAAGCUGAGCAGCAACAGAGCCAACAUGCUGCGAGAAGUCCAGCUCAUGAAUCGCCUCUCGCAUCCCAACAUACUCCGGUUCAAGGGAGUGUGUGUGCAUGAGGGCCAGCUGCACGCCUUGACAGAGUACAUUAAUGGUGGCAACUUGGAGCAGCUUCUGGACAGCAACAAGCACCUGAGCUGGCCAGCCAGGGUCAAACUGGGCAGCGACAUUGCCAGCGGUCUGGCUUACCUGCACGCCAAAGGCAUCUUCCACCGGGACCUCACCUCCAAGAAUUGCUUGAUCAAAUGUGACGACAACAGCUACACAGCAGUGGUGGGAGACUUCGGCUUGGCCGAGAAGAUCCCUGCUAAUCUCACGGAGCGAGAGAAGCUUUCAGUGGUUGGUUCUCCUUUCUGGAUGGCUCCUGAGGUUCUGAGAGACGAACCUUACAAUGAGAAGGCUGAUGUCUUCUCUUAUGGCAUCAUCCUGUGUGAGAUCAUUGCCAGGAUCCAGGCUGAUCCAGAUUUUCUCCCCCGCACCGAGAACUUCGGCCUGGACUACCACACCUUCCAGCACAUGGUUGGUGACUGUCCACCUGACUUUCUCCAGCUGGCCUUCAACUGCUGCAACAUGGACCCCACACUCCGUCCCUCCUUCCCAGACAUUGUGCGGCACCUUGACAAGAUUCUGGCACACCUCAAGGUGGGAGACGUGGAGCACCCGUGCCCCCCCUCGCUGGGUGGAGAAGGCGUUAACAAGACAAAUGCCACCAAAGGUGAGAAGAUUCAAGGCCUGAAGCGACUCAAUCCCCUCAUGUUCCACGACGACAAAAUUCCCCCAAAAUCUCCCCGCCCGCGCCGCAACAUCUGGCUCAGCCGCAGCCAGUCAGAUAUCUUCUCCUGCAAAAUGGGAAGGAAAGUGAACGUCCAGGACCCAUAUUAUGAGCCGCCACCCUCCCAAAGAGCCCCCAGGGCCCGCAAGGUCAACCCCUUCACAGCGCGAGAGGACCUGUGCGGGGGCAAGAUCAAGUUCUUUGAUGUGCCCAGCAAGUCGGUCUUUUCGCUGGUCUUUGACCUGCAUUCACCCCCCGGUAGCGCCUUCACCAGCCAGCCCCUUGCGCACACCACUGCCGGGCCCCCACAGGGGGCGUCGUACUACUGGCAGCAGUUGCCAGGGCGACAGUGUCACUCCUUGCCGGUGUCACCCCAACUGCCUCGCACAGAGUUUCUGGACGCUGCCUCGGCUGCCCACAACAGCAGCAACGUACCUGCCCCCUGCAGCACCGUACCGGCCCCCUGCAGCAACGUACCUGCCCCCUGCAGCGCACACCAGCUGAACUCCACCAUGUCGUCGGCCUCCUGCUGGUCCGAUGCAGGCCUGGUGGGACACGAAGCCCGGCAGAAGGUGGUUCUGAGCGGCUGGGCCAAGAAGUACGUGGUGGUGGAGAUCCCGCCCUACUGCAGGCCAGAGGCGGGCGAGGAGGACGAUUGCUGGACAAGGGAAGGCGAUGAUGACGUGUUUGGGCAGAGCUGGUCUCCGUCAGUCGCCGCUGGGGAGGCCAUGGACUGCUCCAGCAUCCUGGAGGACCAAAACGCACAAACCUACGUCAUGCCACCCAGGGACUGAGGGGGGCUCCGGUGGACUUGGUACAGAAAGCAAGUGUGUUGAAAAGUUGUCUAAUUCCAAGAAUACACAUGAAACCCUCAAGCUAAUAAGGUUGGUAUUUAUUCAUAUUAUGGGAUGACUUUGAUUGUAGUUUUUUUUCCUUGUAGAAACCUUUUAAGGCAAUUUUGUUGCUUUGGUUUUCAUCUUUCCAAAUCUUUGAUUUCACCUUGAUCCUUUACAUUUUUCAUCAUCGAUGCUAAUGUUGAUUUAAAAGCCGUGCAGGUUUGGCGUGCGCAGCUUGAUGCAGUUCCAUAUUUUUACCAGCCGUCACAUGGUGUCUUCUUUCAGAACCGAUAUUCAAUCUCACUAAACUGUCUUGUUUUUUUUUUUUUUUUACAACUAAAACAGCCGUCACAGCGUUUGUAUAAAAGCGAUUAAGAGAUUAGUUUUUCGCAAUAGGAACUAAAAUGCACUAUUUUUGUGAUCCUUGUGAACUUUUCUAUGCAAAAACAUUUUCACACUGUUGAGCGGAAUUAAGGAGGUGAUAUUUAUGUUUUUAAAAAAAAGUCUUACCUUCUGUGUAUAUUUGUUUAAAAAGGUUGUUGACUACAGACUGAGACGUUUUUUUUUUUGUUUUGUUUGAAAUAACAAAGCUUUUCUCUGAGUUCUUUUCCGCUCAAUAAAACAAAAAACCUUCA